GUAAAAGGUCACUCUGUCUAACGUGUCGUCAGACUGUAACCGGUGUCACUGUGCCGGGGUUGCUGCUGAGCACCUACCUUCGCAACAACUGUAAAAAUAAAUAAAAAAAAUAAAUAAUGGCCAAAAAGCGGAGAGAUAUACGAGACGCAGACAAUUUGUCCUCAUCGGCGCAGACGGAAGUGAAGUCUGGCGACAGAGACUCUCAGCUUCUGAAAGAGGCUCAACAAAGUAUAGGAGGCUCAACACGCAUGUCUCUGCUAAUUCUGGCAUCAAUAUUUGCGUGCUCGGCCUCAGUCAUGUACUUGGUCUACAGGAACUUCCCAGAACUUCAAGAUGAUGAAAUGGAAAAAAUCAAGAUCCCUAAAGACAUGGAUGACGCCAAAGCUUUAGGAACAGUGUUGUCCAAAUAUAAGGACACCUACUACACCCAGGUGUUGGUAGCAUAUUUUGCAACAUAUAUUUUCCUCCAGACGUUUGCUAUCCCUGGAUCAAUCUUCCUCAGCAUCCUGUCUGGCUACCUUUACCCUUUCCCUUUGGCUCUUUUCUUAGUCUGCUUGUGUUCUGGACUUGGAGCUUCCUUCUGCUACCUGUUGUCAUAUCUGGUGGGCCGACCGGUGGUCUACAAAUACCUCACAGAGCGAGCACAAAAAUGGUCCCAGCAGGUUGACAAACAUAGAGAUCAUUUAAUCAAUUACAUCAUCUUCCUGAGGAUAACCCCCUUUCUUCCAAACUGGUUCAUUAACAUCACCUCUCCGGUCAUCAACGUGCCUUUGGGGGUGUUCUUUGUCGGAACCUUCCUCGGAGUGGCGCCACCAUCCUUUGUAGCGAUCAACGCUGGAACAACGCUGUACAAGCUCACCACAGCCGGCGAGGCCGUGUCCUGGAACUCCCUGGCCGUGCUGGGCAUCCUCGCCGUUCUCUCCAUCUUGCCCGUCUGCUUCCAGAAAAAGCUGCAGCAGAAACUCGAGUAGAACUCUUCGAACACCUCAGCAUCUCCUUCGCCGACUGACCCUGCGGUUCCCUUUGCUCAGCUCAGGACCUCUGCCGUCGCACUGUAGCUGCGUUUGCGUCAGUCUCGUGCGCAGCUGCUGGGGUGCCAUUUGUGGAGAAGUCAUAACAAGCACUGACCACAAAAUGCAUGCUGUGGUGGACUUUGUUUUUUUUUUCAUGCUAAGUAACAUGUAAACUACUUCUGUGCAGAAUCAUUUUCUGACUAGUGUUGCUGAUUCUGGCACAGUUUGUAAAUAAGAAAUUUGAUUUAUUUGUUUUUAUUUAAGGCACUGCUUAUUUUAAAAAAAAGAUUCCAGACAGGUUCAGGUGCUAUCGGUAGGAUGCUUUCAUGGUUUUGCUGCAGUGCACGGGUUGUUAGUCUGUCUGCAGCAGAGCAAUUAAUAUUUUAUUUAAACUGUAGUGAACAUCCACCUUUAAAGUCACCAGAGCAAUGGUUGCCUAUCUCUAGCCAAAUAACAACUUCCAAAUGGUCAAGUCUUUAAUUCUAUUAAUAUUUAUUUGAACAUUUUCGUGUCUGGUUUUAUCUCAUUUAUCUGUACCACCACAGCAAUAAUGUUACACUGUUCUAUUUUAAUUUUUUUUUUUGAAUGCCUCAUGUUUUGAGGUUAAAAUGGAUGUUCUAACUAAAAUUGUGCCUGAAUUCACUGCCACACUGUUUUCUUUGUGACUUCUAUGUUAACAUAAGCAGCCUAAAGAAGGACUUUACUUUUUUUCCCCUGACAUGCUCGAAGUUAAUGUUUCAUUUCCUGAGAAGAUUUCCAGGGAUUGUUACACUUCUGCUAUCUUAAACUUAUUCAAAGUAAAUAUUAAUGAGAGGGGGUUAAGAGGGCUGUAUUUGUGUGCUUAAAAACACUGUGGACUUUGAAAAUGGAACUUAUGCAUUUGGUGAGGGAAAUAAAUAAAUCAUGAUGAAUGCAAUCUUAUUAAAUUUUUCUAUAUAGACUUCUAACUUCAUAUUUCUCCCAAAUUUUGAUUGAACUAAAAAAAAAAAAAAAAUAGCACAGCGAUGUAAACCAGCCCCAGACUAAAUAUUUAUUUGUUCUUAAUGGUAUUUUCUUCCUAAAAACUAAGAUAAUUUUUUGUCAUCCCUUUUCAUUUAAUUAAAUUGCAGUAUUAUCCUGUGCCGAGUAGUGAAGUCCUUCUGUUUCUGUAACAAACGGAUAAGUUUCUUUAUGUCCAGACUAAGCUUUUUUUUAAAUCACCAAUUACAAUGUUUUUACUUUGCAAUUAAUGUGUCUGUAAGAAGAGCAUGUUACUUCUUUUGUAGAUGCUUGAUGUUGAAUUUCUCAAGUAUGAGGUUUUAAUGGAUGGGUUAUUUUAUUGCAUUUUUUGUGUUCAUAAAACAUCACGUUCUCUUGAAUGACAACGUUCCUCUUUCACAUGUUUGCUUUACUUCAAAAAAAAAAAAAACUUUAACUAGAGCAAGAGAUUUCAUACAACUAAAGUGUGAAUAGUGCCACCAAGUGGUGAUGAUUGGCUAUUCAGGUCAUUCUUUCGUAUUCAAGUUGAUUGGCAGAGCUUUUAGGAGGGAUUUGGGAUUUCUAAAAAAUUUGGCGACCGACAUUUUCAGUUUUUUUUAAAUCGAUCUUACGAAAAUGUACAGAUCAGAGCCCUGUCCUACGCAGCACAAAUCAUUUAGUCCUAUGUCGAGAUAUUUUAGAAAACGACUAAAUAACUUUACACUUUAAAAUGUGCAAUAAGAAGGCCUGCAUCUGUAUAUCAACAACCCUUUGUAAGAACAUUUGUUGGAGACAGUUUCUCAUGCAAAUUAAGUAUGUCUGUUAAUUUAGAAGCUAAUGGUUGAAAUCUAAUUCAAUUCUCAUUUUAAAGCUUGUGCCAAUUUUAAGAGCCCAAUAAAGCGGAUUUGAAUUGGUUCCUUA
Poeciliopsis prolifica (blackstripe livebearer) is the source of this 2891-nucleotide messenger RNA. RefSeq names its product transmembrane protein 41B (gene tmem41b). Lineage: Eukaryota; Metazoa; Chordata; Actinopteri; Cyprinodontiformes; Poeciliidae. The transcript is spliced from 7 exons. Bases 117 to 971 code for a protein of 284 amino acids. The record is from RefSeq and is a predicted model, not a curated record. Gene Ontology annotation, cellular component: endoplasmic reticulum membrane.